AUGGUCGUUGCAUUGUUGGUGCUGGUGCCGGAGGGAACGAUGCUAGUGACGGGUGUCAAGCCACCCUCUAUGGCGGUUCUGUCAGAAAGUAUGGAGCCUGCAAUUAAAAGGGGCGAUAUGGUGUUUGUGCACAACAUGAGCAAUGAACCUUUCCGCAUAGGAGAGAUCAUUCUUUUCAAAGUUGAUGGCUUUGAACAUCCAGUUGUCCAUCGUGUGAUCAAGGUUCACAAGCACCGGGAUACCGGAGAAAUUCGAAUACUCACCAAAGGAGACAACAAUUCAGUGGACGAUCGGUUUCUCUAUCCAGUUGGGCAGCCCUGGCUUCAGCCGCAUGAUAUUAUUGGACGGGUUGCGAGCUAUCUGCCAUAUGUUGGAUGGCCUAGUGUUUUCAUCAGCGAAGCUUAUAAGUCAAUUCAGUACACGGUCGACAUGAUUCUAACACCUUCUUUGGAAGGUAGAUUUUGA
Aegilops tauschii subsp. strangulata is the source of this 465-nucleotide messenger RNA. Lineage: Eukaryota; Viridiplantae; Streptophyta; Magnoliopsida; Poales; Poaceae. The record is from RefSeq and is a predicted model, not a curated record.